Molecule: messenger RNA, 2278 nt
Organism: Gadus macrocephalus (Pacific cod)
Lineage: Eukaryota; Metazoa; Chordata; Actinopteri; Gadiformes; Gadidae
Product: phospholipid-transporting ATPase ABCA1-like
Exons: 15
Coding region: 206-2278 (690 amino acids)
Source: RefSeq, a predicted model, not a curated record
CCUUCUUUUUACUCGCAGCCAAUCACGUCGGCAGUAGUUGUGUGGAUUACAUGUACGGGUCAGACGCUACUGAAAUAAUUGAGUGAGCCUCAAUGACAGACUGCGGAAUCAUAGCCGGGACAACAAACUCAAAUUAAAACGGUACACAUCUGGGAUCGAUACUCAAGCGGACCAUGGCAGCGUAGCUUUUGAGGUCUUUUUAAAGAUGGGGGUCACCAGACAGGUGUUGCUCCUGCUCUGGAAGAACGUCACCUACCGCAGGAGAAACAAGAUCCAGCUGAUCAUCGAGCUAGUCUGGCCGCUCUUCCUCUUCCUCAUCCUCAUCGCCGUUCGCCACUCCCACCCGCCCUACAAGCAGAGCCAAUGUCACUUUCCCAACAAGGCCCUCCCCUCGGCGGGCACCCUGCCCUGGAUCCAGGGCAUCGUCUGCAACAUCAACAACCCCUGCUUCCACAGCCCCACGCCGGGGGAGACCCCGGGACAAGUGGGCAACUUCGACAACUCAAUUCUGUCCCGUGUGUUCGCCGACGCCCAGACCAUGCUGACCUACGGCGGGAACAACAGCUUCACGGGCUUCACGGGCCUCCAGCAGAGCCUGGCGCGCCUGGGGGAGCGACCCGGAGCCUGGCCAAAUCUCCCUGUCGGUGAAUACCUGAAAGCCAAUGAGACGUUCUCUACCUUCCUCCUGACCAAUGGCAACCUGUCCUCUGCGACUGUGGAUCAGCUGUUGAAGGCCCGCCUUAAUUUGCAGGUCACCGUAGCGGCGCUGGGCAUCCCCCUUAGCACCCUGGUGUGCAACGCCAGCCUGCUGGGGCGCUACCUGAGUGUGGGCGGGGGGGACGCCGCCGCCAUGGCCGACCUGCAGGGGGCGCUGUGCGGCCUCCAGCCCGACACCCUGAUGCAGGCCGAGCGCCUCUUCCUCUCCCAGCUCGACUUCUCCAAGGUCUUCACGAGGGAGCGUCUCUUUGCUAACGCUGGUGAUCUGAGGAUCAUCAGCCGAGCUGCGACUGAUGUCUCUAAGGAGCUGGCCGUUCUUCUGGACCAUUUCUCCUCCCUCUCCAGCUUCACAGACCUCAGCUCCGACCUGCGCCUCCUCCUGCCGGGGGAGAACCGCUCAGCGGCGGGGGCGGGGGCGGGGGCCCGGGAGCGCUACCGGGCCUUCUCCCGGGUGGUGUGCGGUCACCCCGAGGCGGGGGGGGAGCGGGUGCCCUCCCUCAACUGGUACGAGGACAACGACAUCAAGUCCUUCCUGGGCAAGAACGGCACCGAGGACCUGGACCUGGACGGGGACAACGACACCACGCCGUUCUGUAAGAGCCUGAUCCAGACGCUGGAGUCCAACCCGCUGUCCCGCAUCGUGUGGCGGGGGAUCAAGCCGCUGUUCAUCGGGAAGCUGCUCUACACGCCGGACACGCCCGCCGUCCAGCAGGUCAUGAAGCAGGUGAACAAGACCUUCCAGGACCUGGGGAUCCUCCAGGACCUGAACGAGGCGUGGCUGGAGGUGGGCCCGGCCAUCAAGGACUACAUGGAGACGGGGCCGCAGGUCCGCCUGCUGCAGGAGCUACUGCGGCGGCCCCAGGUGGCGGUGCUGGUGAACAUGAACCUGCAGCAGACCAGCUGGACGGCGUCCAGCAUCGCCCGCUUCCUGUCCACGCGGCCCGCCGGCUCCCCCCGCCCCGCCGGAGCCCCCCCCACCUGGCUGGACGUGUACGACGACUUCAACCACACCCUCAGCACGCUGGCCCAAGUCACCCAGUGUUUCUCUCUCAACAAACUGGAGGGGGUGGCGACCGAGGGGAAGAUGAUUGACAGGGCCCUGGAGCUAAUCGAGAACAGGGAGUUCUGGGCGGGCGUGGUCUUCCUGAUGCCUAACUCCUCCUCCAACGACAGCCUGCCGCCACACGUCACCUACAAGAUCCGCAUGGACAUCGAUGACGUCACACGCACCAACAAGAUCAAGGACCGGUUCUGGGACCCCGGUCCUGCGGCGGACCCCUUCAAUGACAUGCGCUACAUCUGGGGGGGCUUCGCUGAUGAGGAGAGACUCGGUCUACUGGGCCAGUCUCCACGGCUGCCCCACCUGGCGGGCCUUUGGCGCGGGCCUGACCACCUUCCCCCUGCUGCCAUGGUGGCUCUGAACCUCUUCUUCCUCUACAACCUGGGCCUGGAGUACCCCGCCUUCCGCUCGCAGGACCUGCUCCUCAACCAGGACACGCCCUCUCUGUGGUCGCCGGGGGCGACGACCCCCAAGCCCAACGCCACCCUGGACAAUAUGUGA